UCAAUCUUAUGUUAUAGUCUUGAGUCAAAAAGUGAGAAAUUACAUAAAGAGGCGAAAGGAUACUUAGAUUCUUUACGCGCAGAGACUAUUGAACAUUUUUAUGAAGAUUCAACUGAUAAUUCAUUAGCCGGAAAGAAUUACAAGGAAUCUAUAGACCGUCUUGAGCGAGAUUGUCGUGACUACUUGGACGAACCAUACCGUCAAACUGUAACUGAGCCUAUAGGUCGAUUUUGCGCAUAUUUUCCGGAUAUAAAUGAUGCCAUCAAAAAACGCGAUAAAAAACUUUUAGAUUAUGAUUCACAGCGUGCUAAA
Messenger RNA from Racocetra persica, 312 nucleotides. NCBI's taxonomy places the organism in Eukaryota, Fungi, Glomeromycota, Glomeromycetes, Diversisporales, Gigasporaceae. The record is from the annotation of a GenBank genome assembly.